This is a messenger RNA of Microthlaspi erraticum, 1023 nucleotides long. The record is from the annotation of a GenBank genome assembly. NCBI's taxonomy places the organism in Eukaryota, Viridiplantae, Streptophyta, Magnoliopsida, Brassicales, Brassicaceae.
AUGGCCGGCGCAAACCUACAGCUCCGUCACGCAUACUCUAUAGCUCAAUUCGUUCCAACCGUUUCUUCUUCCCCACCUCCUCAGCGAGUUCGGUUUGGAAUUUCACCCUCUCGUGUUCUCUUCUGUAAUCUCCGAGCUGAUUCCGCCGUCGCUCCAAUUCUACGAACCACUCGCCGUUCAGAAACUAUUGCCGCGUCUUCCGUAUCCUCUGCCGUCGAUGCUUCCCCUUCUUCGGAUUCGUUGGAAAAAAGUCGCGAUGACGUGGGCAGGAUCCCUUUGCUUGAAGUUAGGGAUUUGAGAGCUGUGAUUGUUGAAUCGAGGCAAGAGAUACUAAAAGGCGUCAAUUUGGUUGUCUACGAAGGAGAGGUCCACGCAGUGAUGGGGAAGAAUGGUUCAGGGAAGAGCACAUUUUCCAAGGUUCUUGUUGGUCAUCCUGAUUAUGAAGUGACCGGAGGAAGUAUUGUGUUUAAAGGGCAGAAUCUGCUUGAUAUGGAACCAGAGGAAAGAUCUCUUGCCGGUCUCUUCAUGAGUUUUCAGUCCCCGGUUGAGAUCCCUGGUGUUAGCAAUAUGGAUUUCUUGAACAUGGCUUUCAAUGCCCGGAAAAGAAAGCUCGGUGAGCCAGAGCUUGAUCCAAUACAGUUCUACAGCCACUUGGUAUCAAAACUUGAAGUUGUGAAUAUGAAGACCGAUUUUCUCAACAGAAAUGUCAAUGAAGGAUUUAGUGGUGGUGAAAGGAAACGCAACGAGAUUCUGCAGUUAGCGGUCCUUGGAGCCGAGUUGGCUAUAUUGGACGAGAUUGAUUCAGGGUUGGAUGUUGAUGCUCUUCAAGAUGUGGCAAAAGCGGUGAACGGGCUUUUGACACCAAAAAACUCUGUUUUGAUGAUAACCCACUAUCAACGCCUGUUAGACUACAUCAAACCAACUCUCAUACACAUCAUGGAGAAUGGAAGAAUCAUUAAAACCGGAGACAACUCCUUGGCCAAACUACUGGAAAAAGAAGGCUACAAAGCCAUAUCCGGCUAG